Molecule: messenger RNA, 1297 nt
Organism: Owenia fusiformis
Lineage: Eukaryota; Metazoa; Annelida; Polychaeta; Sabellida; Oweniidae
Source: the annotation of a GenBank genome assembly
CGAUUUCUAACCGCUUAAUCCGCCAUUUUGGAAAUUUCUGCUAGGCGAGAGUGGUGAAACCCUCUCAGUUUUUACUCAAAAUCGGCUGUCAUCCAUCCAUAAAUCAAGAUGGCUGGCCGUGGUAACAAGAUGAUGCAACACAUCAACUACCGUAUGAGGUGCACCCUACAAGAUGGGCGCAUCUUCAUUGGAACAUUCAAAGCCUUUGAUAAGCAUAUGAACCUUAUCCUGGGUGACUGUGAUGAGUUCCGCAAGAUCAAACCCAAAGGCAGCAAGGCUGGAGAUCGUGAAGAGAAGAGAGUGUUGGGAUUGGUCCUCCUGAGAGGGGAAGCACUCGUGUCUAUGACUGUAGAGGGACCACCACCUGCAGAUGAGGCUACUUCACGUGUCCCUCUCCCAGGGGGUGCAGGUGGCCCAGGGUUGGGCAGAGCUGCUGGUCGAGGUGUACCUGCUGGCGGCAGUGGGGGCGGUGCAGCAGCUGGCCUAUCAGGUCCAGUCAGAGGCGUAGGAGGACCUGCACAGAGCUCUAUGAUGCCAGGAGGUGGUAUGAUGAGAGGCGGUCCCCCACCAAUGAGAGGAGGUCCACCAAUGGGACGAGGGGGUCCACCACAGAUGAGAGGUCCCCCACAAGGUUACUAGGCAACAGGAACAUCACAUCAUCCACGCAUCAUCAAUCAUUGCAGCAUCAUCAACACUUAACAGUCCAAUCAGCAUCAACUACUGAUAAAAACUCCACAAUUUCUCGAAGACAUACUCGUGACACAAGAAAUUUUGAUUACUUUGGAUUAUGCAGCUCAUCUACUUGUUAUUAUGUUAUCAGCUUUUGUCUCUAGUGCACCUUCCAACUUUGGUGCAUCGAAUACAUGCAGCAUCUAGUUGAGGCAUCAAACAUGUGAUUGUUGAAUGGAAUUUGAUAUGUUGAUAUUUGCUGGACUGCAUAAAUCAUUGGAAGAUUUUAAUGUAGGAAUAGAGUUUUAUCGGGAACCUCAAGAAAAUCAUGGAAAUAUUAAAGCCACUCGAUUGUGUUCUGAUAUUACAAGUAUGUUGUGACAUGAUAAUGGAUUGUCUCUCAAAGUAAUGUUGUGUUGUUCAGUGAGUAAACUCGUCUUCAAGAUCUCUGCCAUUCGAGGAAAACAAAUUGAAGAAUGUACACAUUCUGGAUUUUAUACAUUCUAUGUACUUUUGAGUGGAUUCAUUCCCAGUUUUAUGGUAGUAAUGGUAUUCAAAGAAAGUCAUUGUAGAUAAUAACAUGUUUAUUUGUAUCAGAAAUACACAUUUUUAUAGAAAAACCAAAUAA